This is a messenger RNA of Camellia sinensis, 2117 nucleotides long. Its product is annotated as transcription factor MYB17. Lineage: Eukaryota; Viridiplantae; Streptophyta; Magnoliopsida; Ericales; Theaceae. The record is from RefSeq and is a predicted model, not a curated record.
AUUUUAUUUUAUUUUAUUUUUUAUGAUCUGACCCAAGAGUUAAACUGAAUAAUUAUGUGAAGAGUAUACCGCCAACCAUUCAAAGUAACCUGAACAGUACUCGGAGACUAUAGCAAACUUUUUUUUGGACUGCAAGUCUAUGAUGUGUGCUUGGACAAGAAGCAAUUGAAUGCUAAGAAAGAGUGCAGAAAAGCCCAAGUCUAAGUUGUCCGGAUGUCUGCGACAUUUGCCUUUUUUAUUAAAUGUUGUAUAGAUGAGUAUCCUUGCAUUUAUUAUUUCCUUGAGGAGAUUCUCCCACUAACCUCUCUCUCUCUCUCUCUCUCUCUCAAAUUUCAUUUGAGAUUGUAGGGUUUGUAUUCAGUACUAGGUGGUGUGUGUGUGUGUGCGCGCUGGGUUGUUGAAUUGAAAGUUGAAAGCUGAGGAAGAGAAAGAGGAGGGAAGAGGAGAUGGGAAGAGCGCCAUGCUGUGACAAAGAAGCAGUGAAAAGAGGAGCAUGGACUCCUGAGGAAGACAAGGUCCUUGUUGACUACAUUACCACCCAUGGCCAUCCUACCUGGCGCUCUCUUCCUAAACUCGCUGGUCUCCUUCGCUGCGGAAAGAGCUGUCGCCUUCGGUGGACCAACUAUCUUCGCCCUGACAUUAUAAGGGGUCCAUUCACUCCUGAAGAAGAGAACAGAAUCAUCCAGCUCCACGGCAUGCUCGGUAACAAGUGGGCUGCCAUUGCUUCCCAUCUACCGGGAAGAACAGACAAUGAGGUUAAAAACUUCUGGAACUCCAAUCUCAAGAAGCGCUUCUUCUGCAUCAGCGGCCUCAACCUGCAGGCCUCCAAGCCACCCUCUGCUUCUAUUUCAAUCAACACGAAACCCGAGCCCCUAUCAACUCGCCAUAUGGCACAAUGGGAGAGCGCCCGGGUUGAGGCUGAAGCACGGCUCUCAAUGAACUCACUUCUCAGCCCAUCACAAACUGUGAAAACUGACUCUGAUUACUUCCUCAGGCUAUGGAAUUCUGAAGUUGGAGAAUCAUUUCGAAGCCUAAAUGGAAGGAGGGAAAGUCAAAGCCCAAUAUCCCAAACGUCCUCAUCAACAAAAGUGGGGUCUGGUUCGGGUGUCACGAUGCAGGCAGGGCCUUCGAGGACUAGUUCUCCAAUAGAACAAAAAUGUAUCUGUGCAAAUGAUAUGAUGGGUGGUUCAGAGUGCUCGAAUUCAUAUGAAUUGGAUGAUUCUUCGAAUUCAGCAAUGAAUUUGCUGCUAGAUUUUCCUAGCGGCGACGAUGAUAUGGGAUUCCUACAAGGACAGCCCGAUGAUGUCUCCAUUUUCUUUCGACAUUGAAUGCUUACCUGGAGGUGAUAUUGAUGGAACUUUUCAAACCUAGUGUGUUUACUCUGUUAUAAAUCUUUAUUUUCAAUCUAGUUGGUUUUCUUGAAUUUCAUCUAAUAGUUGCCCAAAUUUCGACUGUAGCCAAGAAGAUAUCUUUAAGUUGGAUUUGUUGAUGAAAAAAUACCCAGUUUUGGUGCUAAGUUGACCUGGCUCAGUUCAAUGAUCCUAUCUAUACAUAUAUAUAUAUAUAUAUAUGUGGUUUGUUUUCUUUUAUCCAAAAAGUUCAUCUGAUAUGCAUAUAGAAGUGUAAAUCCCUUCUUUACGCUCCAUUUGUUUUUGUAGAAUAUAUUUUCUGACAUUUGAUUCAAUAGAAAAAACAAAAGUACACAAAAAUAAGCUUAUUUGAACAGAAAAUUUUCACCUCUAUAAUGUCAAAAUUGUUUUUCAGAGUAAAAUCUUAUCAAUGCCACAAGCACUACCGUAACCCCUAGCACACUAAUUUCAAGGUCCCAAUAAAAAUUUAUGAAAACGUUUUUUUGCAGAAAAUAUUUUCUGUUAGAAACAAACGACACACUAGUUUGCCUGUAAUGUGCUGCAGGUGAGGAAGAACACAUACAAAAUACAAAUUUGUAUACCAUUUCUCAUCAGAAAUUGCAUCCAUAGGCUAAACUGAAUAAUAAUCUUCAUUCCAAAGAAAUCUGUUUUGUACAUAUACAUAGAAAUACAUCACUAUACACACAAUAAUGAACAGUAAGAAAUUGACCAGCAAAUAAGCACGUAAAACAGCCCAAAAUACAAAAA